UUGCUUACUUGUACGAUGGCAACCAUAGUGAAGUUACAGCUUAUACUCCUUUUGAACGCAAUCAGGAGUGGAAAUUCCCUCUAUCAGGGAACGCGGGUUCAUCAGCAAAAUUUUGGCUACGCGCUACAGAUCUACGAUCCUAAGUUUAUAGCAACCGGAUCAUUGUUCAGUGCCCGUUAUAUUUUAACAGUUGCACACUGCUUUAAAAGGAAUACCAAACCAGAGGAGUUGUCAGUGCGAGCGGGUUACGAUAAGAUAGCUAGGGAAUUCAGAGGCAGACCAGUGGCGGGAUUCCUACGCCAUCCGAAAUUCUCACCUCAAACCCUGCGAAAUGAUAUUGCCGUGCUAAGGGUCAAAGUGGCUAUUGGAUAUUCGCGUAGAAUUAACUAUAUAGCCCUUUGCUCGAUGCCCUUCAGGCGCGAUAAGGGUGCAAACCAACUGGCGAUCGUAGGUUGGAGUUUGAUGAAUAUCACCAAUUCCCUGAAAUCCAUUAAUGUCAGGGUAGAAUUACAGAAAAACUGCCGUCAUUGGUUUCCCCAAUUGCCAGGCGGAGUGUCCUGCGCUUCGACCGCAAAUGGGGAAGGACUGUGCUAUGGAGACUCCGGGGAUCCUCUGAUCACCGGUGGUGAAAUUUGUGGCCUGGCAAUAGCCUUUCGGAGAUGCGGCGAUAAGCGAUAUCCCGCCCUGUUCACGGAAGUCUAUUACCAUCGGCCCUUUAUUGCCCAUGCUGUGCUCACAUUGGACAGGGAAAUGUUAAAAAAACCAAGGGGUUGAACUUUCCACACGCUAAAUAGACUACGAAAAACAAACCACAUUUUAGCUGAAUGAAGUCUACAUAAGCUUACAGGGCAGCUGGAUGACUCACCUGCAAGAAGAGGCAAAGAAAAAUUAAACUAAAUAAAGAACUGAACAAGGCACAUAAGAAAUUUUCCCUUCUUUAAGUAGAAA
Molecule: messenger RNA, 948 nt
Organism: Drosophila biarmipes
Lineage: Eukaryota; Metazoa; Arthropoda; Insecta; Diptera; Drosophilidae
Product: seminase
Exons: 1
Coding region: 16-774 (252 amino acids)
Biological process (GO): proteolysis
Molecular function (GO): serine-type endopeptidase activity
Source: RefSeq, a predicted model, not a curated record